This is a messenger RNA of Falco peregrinus (peregrine falcon), 1991 nucleotides long. It is a transcript of the gene GPR157, whose product is annotated as G protein-coupled receptor 157. Bases 71 to 1078 code for a protein of 335 amino acids. The record is from RefSeq and is a predicted model, not a curated record. Gene Ontology annotation, molecular function: G protein-coupled receptor activity. Gene Ontology annotation, cellular component: plasma membrane. The transcript is spliced from 5 exons. Gene Ontology annotation, biological process: adenylate cyclase-activating G protein-coupled receptor signaling pathway; cell surface receptor signaling pathway. Lineage: Eukaryota; Metazoa; Chordata; Aves; Falconiformes; Falconidae.
GCCGCCGCUGGGGGCUCCCGCCCGCCCGCCGCCGCGCUGCUGCCGGUGCCGCUCCCUGCGCGCCCCCGGCAUGUCCGCGCCGCUGCCCCCCACGGAGCUGUACGCCUCGGAGCGGGCCGUCGUGCUGGUCUCCUGCGUGCUUUCCUUCCUGGGCUCCAGCCUGCUGGUUUGCACCCAUGCCCUGUGGCCGGAGCUGCGGACCCGCCCCCGGCAGCUCCUGCUCUACUUGUCGCUGGCAGACCUCCUCUCGGCCCUCUCGUACUUUUACGGGGUGCUGCAGGACUUUGACAGGACCUCGUGGGAUUGCGUGCUGCAGGGUGCCCUGUCCACCUUCUCCAACACCAGCUCCUUCUUCUGGACCAUGGCCAUCGCCCUUUACCUCUAUGUCACCAUCGUGAGGGGCUCGCCUACGGGCACAGGCUUGCUCUGCUGCUUCCAUGUCGUGAGCUGGGGAGUUCCCUUUGGCAUUACGGUGGCGGCUGUUGCUCUGAAGAAGAUCGGCUAUGAUGCCUCGAAUGUUUCUGUGGGGUGGUGUUGGGUCAACUUGGAUGCAGAGGAUCGUCUCUUGUGGAUGUUGUUGACGGGGAAAGUUUGGGAGAUACUGGCCUAUGUGACUUUGCCAGUGCUCUACAUUCUCAUCAAGAAGCACAUUAAUAGAGCGCACGCAGCUCUCUCAGAGUAUCGCCCGAUUCUCUCAAGAGCACCUGCAUUUCAGCCCCGGACUUCCAUAGCAGAUAAGAAGUUGAUUCUCAUCCCUGUGAUCUUUAUCAUCCUCCGCAUCUGGAGCACUGUGCGAUUCAUUCUGACCCUCUGUAACUCCCCUGCAGUGCAAAAUUCAGUCCUGGUUGUCCUGCACGGAAUUGGUAACACGUUCCAAGGAGGUGCCAACUGUAUCAUGUUUGUCCUCUGUACACGGGUGGUCCAGACUCGGCUGUUUUCCUCCAUUUGUUGUUGCCACUGCGAUGAGUUGGAUUGGCCUUUGCAAAGAUCAAACAGCUCCUGGCAGUGCCCAGAACCCCACAAGAACAAGGACGUGCUGGACCCUGAGCGGACGAAACCCCUGCUUUCCAGCACCUGAGCCUGGGCUGCCUACAUUGCAGUGUUGAUUUCUUCUUCCUCGGUAAAAACCUAGCGGAUUGUCUCAGAGUCCCACAGAGGGAGCUAAAGCCUGGGGAAAAGCAUCGCUGGAGCGGCUGAGCAAACUGAACAGGUCCUGUUGCUCCUUGGCGUUCAGAUAUCAGCUGCUUAAGUCUUGAACUUUGCUCAGGAUCCUCUGGAAGAUACUGUUUGGCUGUACUCCAACUUCCUGGUUUUCUUCCUUCCCUACCCUCACCCUCCAUUAUACAUUUUAAAAAUUAUUUGGGGUUUUGCUUUUCUGUCUGACAAGGCAAAUGUGUUGUGAGUUCUGGGAUGAACAAAUACUGUGGUGACGGGAAAAGCUGAGUAGAUGCUGAGUAGGACUAUCCGGGGCAUGGAUUUCAGUCCUAGUGUGUGAGAUCUUCAAGGGGGUUCCAUACUGGCUCCUGUUCUUCACUUGAAUGUGGACAACAGUGUGCAAAUAUGUUUGUUUUGUAGUGGUGGUGGAUGGUUCCUCUUGAUGAUUUAUUACCCCUCUUUGAUCGUUAGGGGUCAUCAUCGUCAGGGUUUGUGGUGGCAGCAUGGUGGUUGCCUCCUGAGGAAACGUGAACUCUGCAGACUGCCUUGGUGCUCAGGGAGAUCUAGGUGUACCACCCCAGCCUCCAGCAAGGACAGCUCUCACCAGCAGCAGGAUGGUUCCCAGCAUGUGCUGUGAACUCCAGAUGUCCUCUGCUGAAGCACAGGCUGCGUACGGUUUGUUCUUGCCUUGGGAAUGUUAUAUCAGAGCUGGGGAGGGGAUGGGGUUUUGUUUGCUAUUUGAAGAUGGUGUUUUACCUUAUUUACAGCUCCUCACUUGCUUGGUUUUUAAGUAUUUUCUCCAGCUUGUACAAAAUAAAGGUUUUUUUCUUUACCAA